ACAAAAGUCGACGUGACUGCACGGAAAGGUUUAGAAAUGAACUCCUGAAGUCGUAGAAAAUUCAAGUGGCAAGCUCUUUGCACGAAGCUUUCAAGCUUCAUGCAAUAAUGAAAGACGGUUAGUUUCUUUCUUCACGUUGGCACAUUUUGUUUCUUCAACUCGCCUGUUCGUUACCGUGGCGACCGAUGAGAAGCAGUGAACGUGCUACGUCAUACUGAUGUGUCGUUCUCUUGGGAUGCAUCUCGAUUUCAUGAGCUCGGCAAGAGAGAAACACGGAAGGUAUGGCUGCCUCGGCAGGUGACGACUCCGUACUACGGCCUACGGCGCUUCAGCUGAAAAAUGUUGCCCUCAUAAUCCUUGCCAUGGCGCUUCCGGUAGCUGCUUGCAGAAUAGACGCUGAAAAUAACCCGUCCGAGUGUGGUGAACUGGAGCCGAUGGGAAGGAUAUACAACGGCGAUCCAGUCACCAAGGAGACGAUUCCAUGGAUGGUUGCAGUUUUCAGCAAGGAAAGAAGAUCGGUGAAGUAUUCAAGUUUGUGCGGCGGAAGCAUAAUCACAAGGAACGUUAUUCUGACGGCAGCGCAUUGUGUGGUGAACAAAGGCCGGUACGCGGCACAGGUAGACGUGAUGUACAACUUCACGCUGGAUGGCAAAUUCACUGGAGUGCACGCUCACAAGAUUAUCGUGCACCCAAGAUUUGUAAAACGAGGGGAGAUCGUGCAUGACGUGGCACUUGUGAAACUGCCAGUGGAUCUGGAAUUCAACAGAUUCAUGAAACCAGUGUGCCUGCCUACACAGAAAAUGAACGUUGCAGGAAAGAUUCUUGUUGUCGCCGGCUGGGGUCGGACAGGAUUGGGAAAAGGCAGCAAGAGCCUUCGGCGUGCUGAAGUUGUUGUUCUCACGGAUAAGCUGUGCCAAGAUAAGCUAAGAACAAGCAGAAAUAGGAUAAAGGCCGCACCUGGACCUGUAAUCUGUGCUUUCGGUAUAGGCAGUGGAGCCUGUCCGGGGGACUCAGGCGGACCGUUAACGCUCAGGGGUGACGAUGGAAGAACACUGCAACUCGGAAUUGUUUCUUCGGGACAGAACAAAUGCCCCCCAAACAGGCCACCGUUUUACGCGCGGGUCUCCAGUCUCAUGCAGUGGAUCGAAAAGGCUCUACACAACGUCCGAAUGUGGAGGAAGUAUAAGUUUGUACGAAAACAAGUUUCAGUUUACCUGCAAUGAGACGCCCUUCCAUUGCACCGUCGUGGAAAACUCAAGACGAAAACACUGGCGAAGUGGUUAAGCAUAGUGAAAAAGGCAGGGGUAAAACGCAUACACAAACAGUGCGUAUGAAAGAUGAUAAAUGCGGCCUAAACUGAGGAUAUUAUUAAAAUUGUUUGUUCAAUCACUGAAA
Messenger RNA from Dermacentor albipictus, 1395 nucleotides. RefSeq names its product chymotrypsinogen A-like. Lineage: Eukaryota; Metazoa; Arthropoda; Arachnida; Ixodida; Ixodidae. Gene Ontology annotation, molecular function: serine-type endopeptidase activity. The record is from RefSeq and is a predicted model, not a curated record. Gene Ontology annotation, biological process: proteolysis.